ACAUACAGUAGAAACUCGUUUAUCCGGCCCUCAGUUAUACGGAUUCGCGAUUAUCCGGACUACCAAUCGCGACCAAUUUAUAUGUACUCGUACCUACGUACAAAUUAUGGAAUCAUGAACGUGUCGGAACGACGUUAUAUGUCUUUAUGUAAAAUGUCAGCUAAAAAUGGGUUGCAAUUAUAUUUUUCCAUGACAUUGCACGCAAAUACAGUAGAAUCGCGCAAAAGUUAACUCGCGAGAAAGUUAAACCUUCGGCUAAGUUUACCGAUUUUGAGCGUCCACGUACUGCUCUAAAAAGUUAACAUUGGGUUAACUUUUUUGAGCUUUUCUAUUUUUUCAAACCCAACCGUUUGUUUGGCAAGAAAAACAAGCUCGGGUAUUCCCCUCAUUGCUAUGUAUUCCCCGAAUUUCUAUGUAAAAAAUUACAGUCGGUGUCGCGAGGUACAUACAUACGUAGUGUGUCAUGAGCGUUUAAUCUUGCGAGUUGUUUAUGGUUAGUGUGUUAAAAAAUGCCAACAAAGCAGAGAAAAUCAUUGCAAAUCAGGUUAAAUUUGCAUCAAAAAGCUGAGAUUUUAAGAAAACUCGAUGAAGGUAUUCAUGGAAAUCGAUUGGCGUUGGAUUAUAAUGUAUCUAAGGCGGUCAUCUCAAAAAUAAAGAAAAAACGUCAUGAAAUUUUGGAGGCAGUGGCAAACACACAUGAAGUUGCAACCAAGAAAACUUUACAUAAAUCGGAAUAUCCCGUUCUUGAGGCAAGGUUGUAUAAAUGGUUCUUAAGCCAAAUACAGCGUAAUUGUGCAAUGAGUGGUCCAAUUUUAAAGGCAAGAGCCAAGCUCGAAUUUGCCAAAUUGCACACAGGAAAACAAUUUCAUGCAAGUGAUGGAUGGCUUGUAAAUUUCAAGAAAAGAUUCGGUAUUCGCCACUUAAAAAUUUGUGGGGAAAUCCUCUCAAGCGACAAGGCAGGAAUAACACCGUCUAUUCAUAAUUUGCGGACAAAAAUGAAUGAAAUGGAAAUUUCGGACAUGCAGCUUUAUAACGCAGAUGAACCUGAAUUAUUUUAUCGUUUUCUGCCCGAUAAAACAUUUGUGGCGGAAAACGAAAAGGCGGCACUUGGCCGAAAAAUAGCUAAGGAUAGAAUCAGAUUUAUGUUGUGUGCGAACGCAGAUGGUUCGCAUAAGUUGAAACCAUUGAUAAUUGGUAAAUCCGCAAACCCCCGUUGCUUCAAGGGGUUUGAAAACCCAUUGGAAUAUGCUAACUCGCAAAAGUCUUGGAUGAAUUCAGAGCUAUUCUUCCGCUGGUUCCAUCAUUCCUUUAUUAAGCAGGUUCUCAAAUUUUCUGCUGAAAAUAAUUUACCACCAAGGGCAUUAUUGCUGAUUGACAACUGUACUGCACAUAAGCCAAUUGACAAGUUACAGUCAGAUGAUUGA
Molecule: messenger RNA, 1424 nt
Organism: Bactrocera dorsalis (oriental fruit fly)
Lineage: Eukaryota; Metazoa; Arthropoda; Insecta; Diptera; Tephritidae
Product: jerky protein homolog-like
Exons: 2
Coding region: 510-1424 (304 amino acids)
Cellular component (GO): nucleus
Molecular function (GO): DNA binding
Source: RefSeq, a predicted model, not a curated record